UCUCAUCAGGAAAUCUUCUCAAUCUCGACCAUGGACAAAAAAUACUUUUCCAUUGACUUUGGCGAGGGUCACAGGGGAAUGAACCCCAACAUCAUUCCUCACCCUACGCUGGCAGAUACGUGGAUCGUGGUGGCACAGCUGGCGCGGGGAGCAGACGAACAAACCGUCUACUUUACAGAACUCAUGUGUAAUGCCGCUUUCCAGGAUCAAGUCUUGCGGUGUCUUGAGCCUCCGACAGCACUUCCUGUUGCUCCAACAGAAGGUGGCAAAUGUGAAGGCGAUCUAGCCUUCUUCACCUUCAACGUCGGCCCUCACGAUGCCCGCGUUCUUUACGGACCGGAGUCCCCGUACAUUGUGUACGGGUCGAAUUCCCAGUUCACUUGCUUUGGCCAGUUUAUCCAAGACUUUCGCGAACUUGUUGACUGGACAGGCCAAUGGGGUGGCUCAAAGCAUUUCCUCAGGGGCACAGAGUUACAGCGACCUCUGCCAUGGUAUGCCGUUGAGAAAAACUGGUUCCCUUUCUGGGAUCCUGCGGGUCAGAUGUAUAUUCACUACGACGUCGCGCCAAAACGAGUCUUUGCUCAAGUCGCACCAGAUGGCUCAGCCAGCGUCAACCUAGCAGUGCUCACCGAAGAAGAGGAUAACAAGUGUCUGGCGAAAUAUUUGCCCAAAACAAUCUCCGACAACGAAUCAGUCCACCAAGCAAGCAACUCGCUCAAGGUUACCAUGUGCAAGCGGACAGACGCAAUUUGCAUUGCCGACAAAAGCAACACCUUUAUUUUCACCAUCUGGCAGCACAAGUCGUUUUACAACUGGCACGCAGUUUACGAGCCGUACGUUAUGCUCUUCCAACAGCAGGCGCCUUUUACCAUGCACGCCAUGUCGAAGCGGCCAAUCUGGAUCCACGGCCGCCAGCAGUACCCAGAUCGCCUUACUUCAGAGAUGAUUUACGUUACGUCGAUUGCUUGGAAGAGCCCCUUUGUCAAGUAUCACGGAUACCUAGACGACGAGCUCUUCAUUGGAUUUGGCAUUGAGGAUAAGGCGUCUGGAGCUAUUGACAUUACGGCGGAGGAGCUGUUGUCGGGACUUGGGCUUUGC
Molecule: messenger RNA, 1098 nt
Organism: Trichoderma virens Gv29-8
Lineage: Eukaryota; Fungi; Ascomycota; Sordariomycetes; Hypocreales; Hypocreaceae
Exons: 1
Source: RefSeq, a predicted model, not a curated record